Messenger RNA from Rubroshorea leprosula, 1514 nucleotides. Lineage: Eukaryota; Viridiplantae; Streptophyta; Magnoliopsida; Malvales; Dipterocarpaceae. The record is from the annotation of a GenBank genome assembly.
AAAAUUACAAAAAUUUAAUUAAAACUAAAUGAUUAUGGAUAAUACUUGCGGGCUUUUGAGGAGGCUCACAAAUGAUCUGGUAUUUUUCAUGAUUCUGUAGUAUAAAGAACACAUCUGCUGGCUUCAACCACCUAGUUUAGGCUUCUCGAAACAGCUUAUUAAUAUCAUACCCUAAGAUUACUCCAACAAGUGAAACAAUUUUUCUACUAAAUCACAUGCACAAAUUCUACUCAACAAGUGAACUUAAAUAACUAAAAUUGACAUUAAAAAAAAAAAAAAAAAAGUUCCGCCCCAAAUUACAAAAUUUAAUUAUCACAAUCAAAAUUCUUAGACGUUUCAAUGCACUUUACAAUUUCUUCAUUUAAUUAAAGAAAAUGAACACUAAAUCUCUAAGCUUAUACAUAAACAACUUCAAUGGAUCAACUAAAUUCCUUAAUUAGAACGAAGCAUUAAAAACAAUGGAACCUAACAAAUUAACUGAAGAGAGAAAAAGCUUUAAACUCCUUACCCGAUUCCAUCGUUUCCAAUUUGCGAAAAAGAUGAAAGCCAAACAAAUUGUAGAGAGAACACUAUUCCUUCGUUCGUUUGAAGCGCAGAGUGUUAGAACUCAAUUUAGCACAAAGAUAAGAAGCUUAGCCGCGGCAGAGACUACUGCCAAAGACGAGGAGGUAAUAGGAGAGAAAUGGAGAGAAAUGGGAAGUAGAAGUGGUAAAAGAGAGAAUGAAGGUGCAGAUAGGGAGGAAGUAUAUUUGUAUAGACAUUAAAUUAUUUUCCAGAGCAUUGCGCUUGAAAAUAAGAUAAGUUUUCAAAAUUAAAAGCAAAAAGGCAACAUUUCAAAAUUUUUCACAUGGUGGAAGGUGGAGUAUACUUAUUUUCCAAUGCACUACGCUAGAAAAUAAGCUAAAAUUUAAUAUUAUUUGAAAAGAGGGCGGCAUUUCGAAAAUUUUCACAUGGUGGAAGGCGGAGUAUACCUAUUUUUCAGUGCAUUGCGCUGGAAAAUAAGCUAAAUUUUGAUAUUAUUUGAAAAGAGGGUGGCAUUUCAAAACUCUUCACAUGGGGAAGGCCGGGUAUACUUAUUUUCCAGUGCAUUGCACUGGAAAAUGAGCUGAAUUUUGAUAUUGCUUGAAAAGAAGGCGGCAUUUCAAAAUUUUACAAGGGGUAAUGGAGUGACACUUAUUUUCCAGUGCAAUGUGCUGGAAAAUAUCCUAAAUGGUGCAAAGUACUUAUUUUCCAGUGUAUUGCACUGGAAAAUAGUUUGACCUAUUUUCCAGUGCAUUGCACUGGAAAAUACUUCAAAUGCUGAAAAUUCAAAGAAAGAACUUAGCACAUUUAUUUUUUGGAAAAUGACAUAAAAUAAGUUCUUGGAAGGAGAGGCAGGAUUUUGUAAAUUUCUACUAAAAUCACAAUAUACUUAUAUUGCAAUCAUAUAUCACAAUAAGUGUUUUCUAACAUAAUAUAUUACAAAAUGUGACUACUUGAAUGCAUUGAUUUUGAAAUAAUGAGUUUAGAGACAA